Molecule: messenger RNA, 4408 nt
Organism: Protopterus annectens (West African lungfish)
Lineage: Eukaryota; Metazoa; Chordata; Ceratodontiformes; Protopteridae
Gene: DEPTOR
Product: DEP domain containing MTOR interacting protein
Exons: 10
Coding region: 1036-2229 (397 amino acids)
Biological process (GO): intracellular signal transduction
Molecular function (GO): protein binding
Source: RefSeq, a predicted model, not a curated record
CUCGUAGGCAGCAGUCAUCUGCCCUGGUAGAGGCGGAUCCUCUCAAGUUAAGGUUGGCAAGCAGCCAUAUUGCUACUAACCAGAGCGCCCCUUCGCCGCAAACCAACGUGAAGGGUCUAGAAAGUUGUAGACAAACUGGCAGCAGCAAAUGACUCGCCUGUGUGGGCUGCUGUCCGUCUAGCAGCGCCACAGCCCAACAGCCACUGAAAUGACAACGUGCAUUACAAGGCUACCCAACUUGAACGAGGUGCUCGAUAUAUGGUGACCAGUCUAUACUUAAAUGGAAUUUAAUCUACUGCAAGAAACACUGCCUGGUAAUGACACAUCGUGCAUUCUUCACAACAGCAAUAGUGUUUUUUAUUAAUACAGACGAAAAAGUGUAAACUAAAGACUCGCAAAGACAAGCAGCGUGCAUAAAUACAAAUACAUUUACAUAUAUUUUUUACACUGGGAGGUGGCGUUGCAGCUUUCUGAGGACUGAACGGCAAGGGCGGCAGAGCUGGGUCUGGACUUUGAAACGAGUUGCAUCGUCUCACAGCUGUAUUUGAACGCAGCUGCUACAGGGGGCGAAUAUACUGCACAAUAAAGCGGAAGUUUGAAAGAUGAAACACAGCUCUGUGCAUGAAAAGGCAGCUGAAAUAAAGAAGCGUGCAACAUAUCCAUUUAGACUGCGAGAAUAAAUCGUACAUGUUUCCAGAAGCUAAGGCAUAGUUUUGAGAGCGAUCUUCUCUUUUGUUCAGUAAAGCAGCAUUAUUCUGUACAGCUGUCACACUGAUGUGUGUAUUAGACAGCUUAGUAUGCAGUUUGUAUUUAAAACGAUGAUCACUGCCGAGUAAUUGAGUGACUGGAUUGUACACUACUGACAGUAUUUCUGCAAAGCUCUAGGGAGUGAGGGACAGCUUGCUGCAGUGCCCUGUGCUCCUGCAGGUUGCUCUUCUGGUUCCCAUGCAAAGCCGCCAGUAAUACUAUCGGCAAAGGGACUUGGUCUACCUAGAGGCUGAAAUAAAUAAAUGUUGAGGACACAACUUCUCUGCCAUGGAAGGAAUUGAGAAUGCUGUCCAGAAAAGAGUUAAUGACCUGCAGCGUAUGGCUGAGGUUCAUGUCACAGGAGAACAGUUAAGGCUCAGACUCCAUGAAGACAAGGUCAUCAAAGACCGUCGCUAUCACCUCAGGACUUAUCCCAACUGUUUUGUAGCUAAAGAAUUAACUGACUGGCUAAUAGAGCACAAAGAAACUUCAGAUCGGGAGACAGCAGUCAAACUAAUGCAGAUAUUGGUUGACUACAGUGUUGUACAUCAUGUUUGCGAUGAGCAUAAAGACUUUAAAGAUGCCAAACUUUUCUACCGUUUCAGGAAAGAUGAUGGAACUCUUCCACUGGAUAAUGAAAUGAAUGUGUUCAUGAGAGGACAGAGGCUAUAUGAAAAGCUGAUGAACACAGAAAGUACACUGCUUCAGAAAAGAGAAGAGGAUGGGGUGAAGUAUGAAAGAAGUUGCCCAGGAAGUGACAUGAUUGAGUGGCUGAUCCAAGAAGGGGAGUCCUCCACAAGGGAAGAAGCAGAACAGCUAGGACGUCGCCUUUUGGAGCAUGGCAUCCUUCAACAUGUGGCCAACAAGCAUCACUUUAUGGAUAACAGUUUGUUAUACCAGUUCAGAAUAAAUUUCCGCCGGAAGAGGAGACUUAUGGAACUUCUGAGUGAGAAAUCUCCAUCCAUCACUGAAUGUCAAGACAGUCCUUUCUGUCCGCGCAAGAAAACCCUUGACAACAGGAGCACAAGUUUUCUCUCAGUGAGCCCUCCCAAGGAGAUGCGGGUCGUGUCUGCUGUAAGAAGAAGUAGCAUGAGCAGCAGCUGUGGCAGCAGUGGGUAUUUCAGCAGUGGCAGUCCUAUCCUCAGCAGCAGUCCUCCUGUCCUCUGCAACCCUAAAUCAGUGUUGAAAAGACAAGUGACUGCGGAAGAACUCCUUGCUCCAAAUACACCUUUCAUAAAAAAGACGCUUACAAUUGUAGGAGAUGCAGUUGGAUGGGGCUUUGUGGUACGAGGAAGCAAACCUUGCCAUGUCCAAGCAGUUGACCCUUCAGGCCCAGCAGCUGCUGCUGGAAUGAAGGUCUGUCAGUUUAUUGUAUCAGUGAAUGGACUAGGUGUUCUUCAUGUGGACUACAAGGCUGUGAGCAAUCUGAUUCUAACUGGACCACGGACUAUUGUGAUGGAAGUAAUGGAGGAAGCAGAUUAACAAGAGGAAAUAAAACAACUCUCAAACAAUCCAAGUAAUCAGAAACAACACCAAAGAACUUACUGAGGAGAUGGCGAGAAAAAAAGCUGUGAUUUGAUAAUUGCUGUAAAACUGGAAAAUGGAAAACAUUACUAGUACUUCAGUUUGGUUACUUUUCUACUGACAUGUUUGUGCUGCAGUCAGCCUUAAAACAAGCAGUACUAAGAGUUCUCUUAUAAGAAUAGCAUUAAAAUUUAAUUUAUAAUGUAAAUACGUGUACCAGAAGGAGAGAACCAAAAUUAAUACAUACUUCUGAAAGUGUGCCACAGCUUGCAUUCUAUCCUCUUUGCAGCACUUAAAUAUAUACGCAAAGGGACUAAUUUUGGUGUCUUGUCCAGAUCUUCAUUGCUACUUACUUUUGAUCUGUCCAUGUGCUGCUUCAAUGUCCAUCUGCACUGUAUCAGACACUCAUGACUGACAGCAAACUUUAACUGCAGGAUAUGAAUGUGCAGCUUUUUAGUGUAGUGCUGCUUAUCAGAGAACUGAAAUAAUGCAGGUAUAAUAAGAGCUAUAACAAAUAAUGUUAUGGGAAAGAGUCUGGACCUCUGAAUCAAAUAAUGCAGUUGCUUAAAUGUCAUUGCAUACUUUUCAUAAUUAAAGCAUUUAUAAUGCUGUCUGCUUAGCCAAAACAAAGCUUUUUAUGCAUAAGACAACACAGGGUGGCAUUACUAAACUAAUCAGCUUACUGGAACAUUUCUCGGACAGAAUGAUGUUUAUUCUAUAUUUACAAAUAUUUCAGAAUGUUAUCAGUAUUCCUUACCUCCUUUAUAUCAUAUGUAAAUGCCAGUCACUGCAACCGGACUGCAAAUUUUAUUGUUUCACUGAAGAGGAACCACAUGAUGCCACAAAAGUGAGAUUUCACGGACAUAUAUGUUUCAGGUAUGACCUGGGACAAAUGCAAUUCUACAAGCAAAAGGUACAGAUUUAUACAUACAAUUAACUAGUCAGUGGGAAAUACAAAGAAUGAUGUGCAGAAAUGAAAUUAAAAUAUUGGGAAAUGCAAAUAAUAAGAUAUUAGAUGAUAUUAGUGCAUUCUAUAGAAUAACAGCAUAGUAGGACUUGAGAUUCAGUUUACAGCUGCUGCUGUCAGAUUCAUUUCUUGAUUUGGCUGUCAUUGAACUAAAUAUGAUGCAAAUGCCCAAAUGAACACCAGUAUUAAAUAUAAUCAGUCGUCCUUUGAGUGUGCAUAGCUGGGUAGGGUACGCACAUAUAUCUAAACAAGCUGCAUUACUAACUAUACCCAUUGUUUUGUGUGUACUCAGGUGGGAUAACCAAUGAUGUGUCAGCAGAAAAUAUGACUUUUGAAGGACAAAUAAGAGUUAAGGGCUGAAGUUUCCAUAGCUUAAAACUAAGGAAAGAGAGAGAUAGAGAGCUUCUACCCUAGUUGUAUGUUUGAGCAUGGGAAUAGGUAGGUUAUCCUGUCUUUUCUGGGAAGAGGAAGGAGUCUUUGCAGUAUAAGCCUCAUUUAGAAUGUUAGCCACUGAGGGGUAGCAGAUCAAAUAGCAGUUGAAAGGAUGUGUACUGAUUAAUAACUCAGCUCCUGCUGAGACUGGUAGCUGAUUACCCAUCUGACAGUUGAGCAGUAGAGCUCAGGUUUAUUUAAUUUGAUGUAAUGAUUCACUUUAUUAGCCGUACGUAUUAUGGAUGUUUAUCACUCCACUGUUACUCUGUAGUAAACUACAUGAUCACAUGCACUUAAAUACCACAUAAAGUGUAGCCCAGAGCCAUUUACUUAACUUUUUCAAGGCUCUUAGGAUUGCCACCUUUUAAGCAGGCCAAAGUGGGAUAUGGAGGUGUGGCCAAUAUGACAUUGGUCACACCCUCUACCAUGAUGUCACCACAGGAGUGUUGAAAGAGAUACAGUUAUGGUUACAACAGUGUGAAGUUGUUACGUCAUACUGAAGUCUCACAAACCAUUUAAACUACGCAGCUUUAACAGUAAAAGUAAAGCAUUACUGCAAAAACACACACAUUACUCAGCUGUAACAGUAAGUAAACAUUACAGAAAAAAACACACUACUCAUAUUAAACAGACAAUUUUUAUGUUUAUCUAAAAAAGCAAACAACUCUUGAAUUCUUUAUAUUACACUAACCAUAACUAUUCUACGCAAGAAAACUAAAAAAAAAUCUACAUACUGCA